Athalia rosae (coleseed sawfly) is the source of this 1530-nucleotide messenger RNA. RefSeq lists its product as uncharacterized. The transcript has 4 exons. Gene Ontology annotation, biological process: regulation of tube size, open tracheal system; septate junction assembly. The record is from RefSeq and is a predicted model, not a curated record. Gene Ontology annotation, cellular component: membrane; septate junction. Lineage: Eukaryota; Metazoa; Arthropoda; Insecta; Hymenoptera; Athaliidae. Bases 160 to 858 code for a protein of 232 amino acids.
GCGUGGCGAGUGACGGGCGUCGUGUUUGUGGAUAGUAAUCGUAGUGAUUAAUUCUUUUAGUACCGUUGUAACGUAAUUAAUAAACAAUUACAUCACAAAAAGUUUAUAGAUGAAGUAAAUCGUGACCCAAGUGACUGAAAUUUGAAUGAUUUAGCCAGAAUGGGACAACAGGAGUAUCACAGGGCAUCGAACGCCCUGGUGUUCGGUGCUAUCCUCACUUAUAUUGCUGGGCUCAUGCUUCUCAUGGCAUUCACAAGCCCAUACUGGAUCGAGUCCUACCAAGAGACGUUCAGCAGUUUCAAGCACAUGGGAUUAUGGGAGUAUUGCUUUAGCGAAUACCAACAUCCCUACUAUCAAUUCUACCGGUUGUUCGAUGGCUGCCAUCAUGUUUUCUCACAUUACUUUUACGUAAUUAGAGAAUGGCUCUUGCCACCCUGGUUAAUGGCUGUUCAAGGAUUCUGCACUAUUGCCUUGAUCGUCUCUUUUGCUAGCCAGGUGGUCACAAUCUUCAUCGUCAUCAGAUGGCCUUUGAGAUUUGUUCUUAAUUACGAAUGGAUGCUCUCUUCGAUUGCCUUUGUUUGCAACGGCAUUGCUGCUAUGUCACUCUUCAUGGCCGUAUCGGUAUUCGGGGGUCAAUGUUGGCGCAGAGAUUGGCUGAUGUACCCCAACUUUAACCACUUGUCUUGGUCUUACGCCAUGGCAGUGAUGUCCUUCAUACUUCAUGGUGUUGCUGCAUUCCUUCUAUACUUAGACUUCAAUAGUGGUUACAAGCGGCGUGAGGAAUCUCGUAAUUUGGUGAUGCAAAUGCACCACAAUCCCCAUGUCCAGCAUGGGCUGCAACCUAUUGGCUUUAUUUAAGUUUAUAAUGAGAUGAAUCUCUAUAUAGUUGUUAACUUCAGUUUCUCUAAGUAAGACUGCCUGCCUUACCGUCCAUUUUUUACAUUUAUAUAUAAUUAUAUAUAUAUAUACACAUAUACAUCUUAUUAUACAGUAGUAAUGAUAUUAUAUUUGUGUAAAUAUUUUAGUGAUAUUUUACGCAAACGUGUUCAAGAAGAACUUCCUCAUUAGAUGAGGUUGGGAAUUUCCAAUCAUUCGCUCAUUGACUCUGAUCUAAUCCAUGUAUUGUGCAUUAAUCAUAAUCGAUCAGAUUUUUCGAAAUUACGAAAUUUAGUAAGUAUGGUUUAGAUGGUUAAUUUGCUUCAAAAGCAUUGAAACAAACAUUAAUCAUAGAAGUUAAACGUUCACUCAAAGUAAACGGUAUCGAGGACAGCUGGCUAAAUUAUUUAUUUCCUUUGUACGUCUCAUGAAAUCUUAUUAUAAUCUCAACUGAUGUAUACUUUUUAUACACAAAUACACAAACAUAUUGCAACGUUUGUAGUCAACGAUAUUCAAAUAUCAUUAGUUUUAUUUUACUUUUCACAGCGCGGAAGGAUCAUUCGAUAAGAAAUUGAUCCGAAAUUUUAUGAAUCUUAUGUAAUAACUUUAAGAUCAUGUAAUACGGGAACAAUACAAAAAUAUUUUCAAAUAUAA